Oncorhynchus mykiss (rainbow trout) is the source of this 2628-nucleotide messenger RNA. Its product is annotated as G1/S-specific cyclin-E2. NCBI's taxonomy places the organism in Eukaryota, Metazoa, Chordata, Actinopteri, Salmoniformes, Salmonidae. The record is from RefSeq and is a predicted model, not a curated record.
UUGCCAUGGAAUGGUCAGAUAUAUAAAGAUUGGCGCCGGCGCGCCAGCUGAUCAUUAUUCGUUCAUUCAUUUCUGAGGUGGAACUCUUGAAGCCUUCAAUUGACAGAAUGGCUAACGUUAGACGCAGUGGUCGCAUCACAUUACAAGCAAGAGAUGAGAACGCACCGGAACAGAAUGUCAAGAUCACACGAAAAAGACAAUCUGAGCCAUCAAAAAAGAUGCCACCCGCAGUGAAGAAACAAAGCUAUGAAAUACAGAAACGGUGGUCAGAAGAAGGGGCAAGUCCAUGUGUCCUUGUAGAAACGCCACACAAGGAGCUUGUGAUGACCAGAGACCUGUCUGGCUUCAAGCAGUUCCGAUUCAAGAACAUCUUCAUCAAGACCUCACCGCUGCCCUGCCUCAGCUGGGCCAGCUCGGAUGACGUGUGGAUUAAGAUGCUGAACAAGGAGCUGAAGUAUGUCCAUGACAAGGGCUUCCUACAGCAGCACCCCAAACUAAAGCCCAAGAUGAGGGCCAUUCUCCUGGACUGGCUUCUAGAGGUGAGUGAGGUGUACACUCUGCAUCGAGAGACUGCUUAUCUGGCUCAGGACUUCUUUGACCGCUUCAUGCUGACACAGGAUGAUAUGGCGAAGGACCGACUGCAGCUCAUAGGAAUCACAGCCCUCUUCAUCGCGUCAAAGAUAGAGGAAAUCUACCCUCCAAAGCUCCAUGAGUUUGCCUACGUUACUGACGGAGCCUGUGAGGAAGAAGCGAUCCUGGAGAUGGAACUUGUCAUGUUGAAGGCGCUGAACUGGAACCUGUGUCCAGAGACAGUGAUCACAUGGCUGAAGCUCUAUGCUCAGGUGGAGUCCCUAAAGGAUGGUGUCAACUUCCUGGUACCUCAGUUCUCUCAGGACACCUACAUCCAGAUCACACAGCUUUUAGAUCUGGCCAUUCUGGACAUCAACUCUCUGGACUACCAGUAUGGGAUACUGGCUGCUGCUGCCUUCUGCCAUUUUUUCUCAUUUGACGUUAUCCACAAAGUAUCAGGUCUGACGUGGGAUAGUAUUGCUCCCUGUGUCCGGUGGAUGACCCCCUUCAUGCGCACGGUCAGCGCCUGUCCCAGAGCAGAGCUCAAGGACUUUAAGAAAGUGACGUCUGACGACAGACACAACAUCCAGACCCACGUAGACUACCUGUCCAUGCUGAGCGACGCUCACCAGAGGCAACCGGACAGCCAAGACAGACUAUCGCCUGCUGCCAUAGGAGGGAUAUUGACUCCACCAAAAAGCACAGAGAAACCAGCCAAUCACUGAGCCCCAGGGUCUCCUUGUGUUGAUCUUCUGACCAACCAGAUGAAGGGAGAAUUCCCUAGAUGUCAUGCCUGAUCAGCCAGAGGCUGGGAAACUUAACUUCGGAACGUCAUCCUCACGUGACCAAUCAAAAUAGCUUUUGGGCAUAACUCGCCUUUGUGUAGCAUGUUAAAAUGAGUUAUUUUACUUUAUAUACCAAGCUGUAUAUCAGUAUAUAUGCAGUACAACCAUGGAAAUCAGCUCAUGGUUACUAUAUUGACUUAGUCAAAUGAUUGCAACAAAGACCCUGUUCUCGCAGUCUUAAUCCCCAGAAUUAUAAUUUUACAUGGGGAUAAUUUGAGUUGACUCGGGUCUUUCUCCAUAGGAAACAUGUCUGCUGCUCCCCCUCUGUUACUUGAAGCUGAACAUCUCAAGACAUGGGAUGUUUUGAUGGCUAAAAAGCUCAUUAUUUGAGGUGAAUUGGUACAUAAUGCUCACAGUUGAGUUGCUUAACUCAGUCUCUUAACAUUGUGUUAUCAUGUGUAUCUGGUGCUGUGUAGUUUAAAUCUGGGUGCUCCUGGAAAUGCUCAGCCAUACAGUAACACUGAAAGCAGUCUUGAUGUUAGCUCUGGUGACAUUUUAAACAUUUGAGCUGUUUGAAAGGGUAGUGCAGGGCUAACUGUUUACUACACGACCUUCUUAAACACUGUUUUGGAAGUUGUGUAUUCUCACCACACUGUGAACGACUCAUUGCGUAUAUUCUCACCACACUGUGAACGACUCAUUGCAUUCUCCUGCCACAACACAUUCCUGGACAACUUGACUUCAGUAGUUUGAUUUAGACCCUUUGGACUGACUUACAACUGUACGUAAUUUUUACAUUGUAUUUAUUUUUUAAUUUAAGCCUUAAAAUGUUUUUAUGUCCAUAUACAUUCAUAGGGCUAUGAAUUCAGGUCUUUAACAAUGCCAAAGGCAAACGAUUUAAGUCACGGGAUGCAUGUUAUUUAUGACUAUCUGUUAUUGGGUGGGAAAACCCGGUAUAAUGCAGUUACAUAUGAAAUGUUGUAGGUUUGCGCUAGCCUAUCCGUGGUGCCUUAGUUGAACUACUAUGGUGAUAGUGUGAUGUGAAGACUUGAGAACCCAGAGGUUCCAGUGCAGGGCUCCAACCCAGUCAGUCUAGCAAACCUGUGACUGUCAACUGAAACCUUCAGUGUUGUGCAGAUGCCUGCCGAGGCAGCAGUAUACAAAGAACCAUGUUUAAACUGUAAAUGAAAUACUAAUGUAUAUAUGUUAUGUACAUAAACUGAAAGUUAUGUUUUCUAAUGGAAUUGUAUUGAAUAAAUGACAUAGAAAUGUA